Messenger RNA from Hyaloscypha bicolor E, 828 nucleotides. RefSeq lists its product as uncharacterized. Bases 1 to 828 code for a protein of 275 amino acids. The transcript is spliced from 2 exons. The record is from RefSeq and is a predicted model, not a curated record. NCBI's taxonomy places the organism in Eukaryota, Fungi, Ascomycota, Leotiomycetes, Helotiales, Hyaloscyphaceae.
AUGUCAACUUCCCUUCCAACCACAAGAAACCUCCUCACCUCCCUCCUCAACACCCUCACCGCUCCCACCAUUCAACAACCAUCAAAUACCAUGAACGAGCCAUACUCCACACCCAAUAACCCGCUGAAAACCCUCCCUGCGGCUCAGCGCGCUUUGCUCACAACAUUGCACGUGCUGUUCCCCCCUCCGAUGCUGUUGCAGGCUCUCGACCUCCUAGAUCGGGGACUUGUUUUACGUCUUAUCGAAAGAACUCCUCUUUCCGCCUCCGAGCGGAACCCAUCCGGCCAGGAGGAGAUGGAGGAUGUCGGGCAACCUGUCUUUCCACCGCAAGCCAAUAUCCAUCUCGAAGCAGGAGCCGGAGAAAGUUCAACAGAAAGACCUGAAAAAGAGAUUAGGAAAGGAGAGAGGAACACGGUAUAUCAGGUCCGCUCCUCCCAACCCCCAAAAUCACGGUUUCGAGAUAGUGGUGCGACGGCAACGGGAAGCAAUGUCUACACCGUGCGUCUCGGAGCGUGGAAUUGCUCGUGUGCUGCUUUUGCGUAUUCUGCGUUCCCGGGUGGUGAGUCUAGUGGGAGGCCUUGGGUGUUGGAUCGCGAGUGGGAGGGUGAGGGAGUGGGGAGGUUGAGAGAGGAGGUUGGGAAGGGUGAAGAUGGGGAGUGGGAGUUUGGAGGGUCGAGUUUUAAUGGGAGGGAGGGGGAAGGGGUGCCGGUUUGGGGUUUUGAGAAAUAUGGGAGCUGGGUAUUAUUGCGUUUGGAGUCAGGACAAGACAUGGCCAGGAGUUACGGAACGCAGGAGGAUGAUAAAGGCACAAUUGCGUGGCUGUAUUAA